Ichthyophthirius multifiliis is the source of this 677-nucleotide messenger RNA. Its product is annotated as tetratricopeptide repeat protein. The record is from RefSeq and is a predicted model, not a curated record. NCBI's taxonomy places the organism in Eukaryota, Ciliophora, Oligohymenophorea, Hymenostomatida. Gene Ontology annotation, molecular function: protein binding. The transcript has a single exon. The annotation marks the transcript as partial.
AAGCUUUAAUAUAUAUAAAAUAAGAAAAUUAUAAAUAAGCUCUCUAUAUUUUAUAAAAAAUAAUAUAAAUCGAUGAAAAUAAUUCACAAGCUUAUUAUUUGUUAAGUUCUAUAUAUUAUAAAUAGGAAAAUAUGGAAAAAUAUUAAGAAUAUCUUCUAAAAGCGUACACAAAAAACCCUUAAAAUGAAGAUUAUGUAUAUUUAUUAGCUUAAAUCUAUAUAAAAGAGGAAAAAUAUGUUAAAGCAAGGGAAAUAUUAGACUAAAUUUAGAAAAAAAGUCCAAAAAUUUUACAAAAUUUGGGUAUAGUUUAAAUUUUUGAAUAAAAAUAUGAAGAUGCGCUAUUGAAUUUUCAAAAAAUUCUAGAUUAGAAUGUAUUUGAUGGUGAUGUGUUUUUUCAAAUGUCCCUUAUUUAUUAGAAAUAAGGUUUAGGAAACAAAGCUGAACGUUUUUUGCAUAAAGCUAUACUUUUAGAACCUUAUAAUAUUACUUACUAUAAAAAAAUUGUCGAAUUUUACUUUUAGAAGGGAGAAAUUGAAAAAACAAGGAAAAUUUUGGAAUAUUUUGAAAAACUUUAAAGAAUAUAGAGGGGAACUUUUUGAAGAUUCUGGGUAUUUUUAUUAGAGUUUUUUUAUAAGAAAAUGAAAGAAUGGGAAAAAGCAGAAUUUUUAAUAAAGUAA